Messenger RNA from Apis cerana (Asiatic honeybee), 3599 nucleotides. RefSeq names its product G/T mismatch-specific thymine DNA glycosylase. Gene Ontology annotation, molecular function: pyrimidine-specific mismatch base pair DNA N-glycosylase activity; uracil DNA N-glycosylase activity. The record is from RefSeq and is a predicted model, not a curated record. Gene Ontology annotation, biological process: base-excision repair, AP site formation. Lineage: Eukaryota; Metazoa; Arthropoda; Insecta; Hymenoptera; Apidae. Gene Ontology annotation, cellular component: nucleus.
UGCACUAGUGGCUGAAUUUAGAUAAACCAAUCCAUUGAUUGAAUAUGAUCCUAAAUUUAUCAUUUAAAUAUUGAUAUAUGGAUGAAACAUAAUACAUUUCAUUAAACUCUUUACGUUUACUUUAAUAUGAUAAUUAUUAAUAUGAUAAUUCAUUGAUCCAUAUUGUUAUUAUUUACUGUUAUUUACCAUAAAUUCAGAAUCUAGUGAAUUGAGCUUACUAUUUUUCAUUUAAUUUACAAUCUUUGAUAUAUUUUAUUAGUAUUUUAUUAGAAUAUAUACAUAGAAAAAUAAUCUUUUUGAAUUGUGAUUUUAAUUGUGUUUAUUUUCGUCAUGUGAUUUUAUUUAUGCUAGAACAUCAGUGUUUUGUAUCUUUAAAUGAACGUUGAUUUAUGAUUUAACCUAAAUUAUGAUUAACACGAAACAACAAAAAAAAACAAAAAAAAGUUUAAAGAAUUGUUAAAAAUAUUAAAAGUAUUAAUACAACAAACCAAAUGUACAUAUGUAAUAUUUUUGAAAAGAUAUAUUAUUUUUUUCUUAAUUCAUGGUAAUGAUUUCAUGGUAUAGAACUAUGUCUUCGCUCUCUUUGAAUAAAUUAAAAAAGAAAACAUCAAUAGAAAAGAUUAAUAAACAAAGAAAAAACAUUAAUCGAUUUGAUGGAUUAACAGAAGAAGAAGUACAACAGUAUACCUUGCCAGAUUAUCUAGAAAUGAAUUUGGAUUUAGUUUUUGUUGGCAUAAAUCCGAGUUUAAUGGCAGCCCAUCGUGGUAGAUAUUAUGCAGGUCCAGGUAAUCAUUUUUAUAAACUUUUACAUGAAUCAGGAUUAACACCUCGAUGUUUAAUUUAUGAAGAAGAUUAUAAACUUCUUCAAUAUGGAAUUGGUCUAACAAAUAUAGUGACCAGAGCUACAAAAUCUUCCGCUGAUUUAAAACGUACAGAAAUCAAAGAGGGUUCUAAAAUCAUAGAAGAGAAAUUAAAACUUUACAAACCAAAGAUUGCUGUUUUUAAUGGCAAAUGUAUUUAUGAAGUAUUUGCUAAUAAAAUGGGUAAUUUUAAUUUUGGAUUACAAUUAGAACGCAUUAAUGAAACUGCAAUUUGGGUCACUCCAUCUAGUAGUGCUCGUUGUGCAAACUUUCCAAGAAUGAUAGAUAAAUUACAUUUUUUUACUGCAUUAAAAAAAUAUUUACAGUUCUUAAAAGGAGAAAUCAAAGACAUUGAUAUACAAGAAUUUUUAUUUGAAGGAAAAUGCAAACAGUUUAUUCCAAAAACAUCAAAAAUGUGGAGACGAAAAAAUGUUUCUGCAUUUUUACAUGGAGGAAGAAUUGCUAAUAAAGAUACUAUAUGUUUAGAUACAUCUGAUGAAAAUAUUGCAAUAGCUUAUAGUACAGAAUUCGUUGUAAAGAAAUUUCAAUCUAAUGAAAAUAAUAAAACUAAUGAAAUAUCUGAAACAAGUGAAUCUGAUUCAUCACAAAAUUUUGAAGAAUGUAUUUCGCAAAAUAUUGUAAAAACGUUUUUUGAAAAUGAUAAAUUUUCACAAAAAAAACAUUUACUAUUAUUAAAUAAUGAAGAAACAAAAACAAAUCAAAUUUCAACUAAUAAUUUAAAAAAUAUAAAACAAAGAGUAAAAACAAAAACUAAAAUGAAAAAAAAUUUUUCUCAAAAACCAAUUAAAAAAAAAGAUUCUAAAAAUAAUAUUGAUACAGAGUUCAUAAAUUUGAUAAAACAAAGACUGGAAAAAAAAAAUAAUUAUCUUGAUGAAUAAAUUUAAUUUUUUUAUUUUAUAAUUUAAUAUUAAAUAAUAAAAAAUAUAAUAUAAGUAAUACAAAUGAAAUUUUUUAUAUAAAAUUUAUUAUUAAUUAAAAAAUUAAAGUUGUAUUUCAUUAGAUUGUUGAAUGAAUGAUGAAAAAAAAUAUCAAGAUUUGCAAUAAUAUAAAAUGUAUUUAUUUAAAUUUAAGAAAAAGUGGAUAUACAAAUAUAACUUUCUUUAAUUCAUAAUAUAAAAGAAAUAUAUGAAUAUUUUAUGUCUUAUUUUAUCCUAGCCAUAUAAUUAUUAAAGUAAAUAAAAAUUAGUAUAAAAAUAUGAUAUAAUAACUAUAAUACAAAAAUAAGAAAAUGGCUAGUAAAAGGAAUGCAGAUCUGAUUGAUAUUUUAUAAAUAUUUUAUAAAUAAAAUAACCAGAUUAAGAUAAUUUAAUAGUCUUUUCUCACAUAAAUUUUUAUCAGAAAUUAAAACUGUCAUAUUUUAAAUUAAAUCACAUAACAUAUACCAAAAACAGAAAUCUUAAAGGAUUUAAAAUUUGAUUAGAUAUGACUCAAGAUAUGUCAAAAUGUUUACUAUUAACACUUUUAAGAAGAUAAAAAUCAAAAUAUUGCAGAAAAUUUAAUAAUGAUUUGGAAUUAUCACAGAUAGAACAAAAUUCCCCUUUAUCUUUAUGCCAUUCUGUUAGCUAUUUUCUCAUUUUUUUAUAAUAUAUUAUAUAUAUAUAUAUAUAUGUAUAUAUUAUUUAAUUGAGGAAUUUUGUUAAUAUUAUAAUUUUGAUUUACUUGCUUCUAUAAGUGUUUUUAGUUUUUGAGUAAGCAUAAUAUUUCCAGUAAUCUUUAAUUUUUGUCGAACGAAUGCCACUUGUGGAUUCAAUUUACCCAAAGCCUGAAUGAAUAAAAUAAAUUAUAAAUUAAAUAUAUUAUUUACAUGUUUGAAAUAUAAAAAAAAAUUUACCAUUUGAAUCAUGUCAGCAUCUUCAAGAGUCAAUGUUGCAUCAGGCUUUGAUUUUGGUUCUCCUCUAUAUACUUCAGAUUUUUUCAAAUCCAAAGCUUUAAAACAAUAAAAAAAAUUAAGAACAAAGUUCAGAGAUUAAUAUAAAUUUAAAAAAGAAAAAAUAUAGUUACUCCAUUGUGCUUGAAGUUUUCCUUUUACUAAAAUAUGAUAAAGAAAUACUCCAUUGAUUUUUUUAACUUCAUCUGAAUUUGCUUUUACAUAUUCAGCAAUUUUAAAAAAUACUGCAUCACUUUCAAGAGAUAUGUUAUUGAUAUCAGAUGAAAGAUUUUCUUUUGAUUGUAUGGAUGUUAUAUUUGUUAAAUCAACAUAACCACCUACAAAAAUUCAAAACAUAAUUUUUAAUAAUUAUAUUGAAAAGAAUCGAAAAAAUAUUGAAAUAAUUAUAUUAAUCAAUUUAUGUAAAAAAAAUGUAUGAAAUAUCAUGCAUUUUCAUAUUUUUAAUAAUUUUUUUAAAAAUAUAGAAACUUAUUUUUUAUUUAUUUAUUUUUAUAUUUGUUUUUAAAAUAUGAUUAAAAUUAAUACAUGAUAAAAUUAGCAUAUAAAGCUUAAAUAAUUUAUAAUUUUACAAUUAAUUAAUUAUUACCUGAUAAAACUAAUAUAUUUUCUUCCACAGUAUGUGUUUGAAAAUGUAUUCUAUUACCUUCUUGCCACAUAUCCGUUCGUAAUGUUUGACCUGGGAUUACUGGUUUUGCAAAACGUGUCUAUGAUAUUCAUUAAAUAAAUUAAUCUAUAUAAAAAAUCUCUAUUCAUUUAAAUACAUAUAAUUUUGAUCUUUUUACUGUAUAGAUAUUAUAAAAUUAUAAAAUAAAAAAAAUAAUUAAACAAUA